CGCCGCCGCCGCCGCCGCCGUCUCGGUCUCCGCAGUGAGGUCACGGGUGGGCGGCGCGAGCGCGGCGCCUGUUCCGCUCCCCGCGGCCGCCGGAGCCCCCGCGGCGCCGGGUUAUCAGGAAGGACGAGCAGAACUCUGUGCUAGCACACGACAUGCAUCCAGCCCAUGGCCUGGAUCUCACCUCUAUUACUAAUAACUUGGGCUGGGAAAAUUCUGACACACGCCAGUGACAUCUGGGCGAAAGGUGACUCUCUAGGGACGUUUAGUUUUUGCCGUUGGUCUGGAUCAGCCUUUAAUUUUAGGAUUUAUUUGUGAACUGCCAUAAUAGCUGUCACGGUGGUGGUGGUGAAAUCAUAAAGCUGGCAGCACAAUAAAGCAAGCCCUUAAGAUUGUGUUUGAUCUCUGGGAGCUAAAAGUGCUGAAUAAAAUUUUCAUACAACGUAAACUACGUUUUGGAUCAGUUUCGUUGAGAUUGACAUUCUUCUAACUGAGCCCAUUUUUCUAUUUUAUUAUUUAAAUAGAGACUUAUUUGAAAAGACAGUAUAUUUUUUAAAGGAAAAAAAAACGAUUGAGGAUGAACACCCAUCAACGCAUCGUUUUUUAUUAAAUUGCUGAACAAGACUACUGUGUAAAGUAGUGGCUAGGGUAUGAAGAAAACCUUUUGUAUACAUAUUGCAUUGGGGUUUUUAUAUUAUGAAAUUUAACAAAUAGCUAAGAAAAUAGUGUAACCCCCUUCGUUAGUAGUUUUACAGAAUUACAUACAAAAUGGGUUACAAUUUUUACUGUUGAAUGCUGAAGAAGAUGUUUUAGGGAAAGGAGCGUGCAGCUCCAAGAUCACAUGAAACUAUUUUUUAUAUAAAAAGUAAGAAAAUGCACAUUCAAGACUGGCUUAAUUAAAGCUCAGUGUUCAGCAAUGGAAAGCCCACAGAUAAACUUCCCUCUAGGUCUGGUUUCAGACCAAAAAAGAAGCAGGAUCCAAGAGGAUGGGAGUCCUCCACUGAAAAAAGCAAUGACUGAAAUGCAUGUAAAUAACAAAGUACAGGUAGUAAUAAAUAAAUUGCCAACAAUAAAGAAGGAAAACCUGGAUGACUAUGAUGAAGCUCCGGUGGAGGCUGAUGCGGAAACCGCCAAGCCAAACAGUGCUUCACUAUCUGAGCCUUUGAGUUUAAAUCCAGGUUUGAAACACACGUUGGCACAGUUCCACCUAAGCAGCCAGAGUUCACUGGGUGGACCUGCGGCUUUCUCAGCUCGGUAUUCCCAGGAAAGUAUGUCACCCACUGUCUUCCUGCCUCUCCCAUCACCACAAGUCCUCUCUGGUCCGCUGCUCAUCCCUCCAGACAGCUCCACGGAGCUCACGCAGACCCUGCUGGAGGGGGAAUCCAUCUCUUGUUUUAAAGUCGGAGGAGAAAAAAGACUUUGCCUGCCUCAAGUAUUGAAUUCGGUUCUCCGAGACUUUUCCUUGCAGCAGAUCAACACGGUGUGUGAUGAGCUCUAUAUCUACUGCUCAAGGUGCACUUCUGACCAGCUGCACAUUCUGAAGGUUUUGGGAAUUCUUCCGUUCAACGCUCCGUCCUGUGGGCUCAUUACGCUGACGGACGCUCAGAGACUAUGCAAUGCUUUACUGCGCCCUCGCACUUUCCCCCAAAGUGGCGGUUUCCUCCCUGGUAAGAACACCUUGGCCCAGCUGAAAGAGACUGGCAGUGCCUUCGAAGUAGAGCAUGAAUGCCUGGGCAAGUGCCAGGGGUUGUUUGCACCUCAGUUCUACCUUGCCCCGGAUGACCCGUGUAUCCAGUGCUUGGAAUGCUACGGGAUGUUCUCACCCCAGACCUUCGUGAUGCAUUCACACAGAUCCCCAGACAAGAGGACCUGCCACUGGGGGUUUGAGUCGGCCAAGUGGCACUGCUACCUGCACAUUAACCAAAAAUACCUGGGCACAUCAGAAGAGAGAGAGCUGAAGCAUCUCUUGGAGGAAAUGAAGGAGAAAUUCAGUGAGAAAAAUCAGAAAAGAACUCGGUCCAAAGCAGAGUCACAGCAGAACCUGGAAUUAUCACAGUGGUAUCCAGUUAUAAAGCAAGAAGCAGAAACUGAUCCUCAACCACCUUCCUUUUUCCACCCCAGUUACUACCUUUACAUGUGUGAUAAAGUGGUUGCCCCGAAUGUGUCUCUUGCAUCUCAAUAUAAAGAUGUUGCAAAAACAGCGGUAAAAGCUUCAGAAGUUAAUAAAUCCUCACCUGGGCAGUCAGAGAAGAAGCUCAGUAGUGGAAAGCACAAAAAAUCUGCCUCCUAUCCAGAGCUUUCUCUUGAAGAACAGGAAAAAAUGGACUUGAAAACUGGGGUGGAGCAGCCAAAUAAACGUUUAGAUCCUCCUGUGUCAACUCGUUCUGUGAGAGGUGCAAAGUCUGAGCGCGUUUCUUCCAAAAUCCCCAGAGACUCUGGCCGUGGGGAGGGACGUGCUGAUGCACGAACCUUGUCCCCCACGCUCAUGAAGGACAUCAGCUGUGAGGAUGACAAGGGAAGGAUCAUGGAAGAAGUCAUGAAAACCUACAUCAAGCAGCAGGAGAAGCUGAACACGAUUUUGCGGAGGAAGCAGCAGCUCCAAAUGGAAGUGGAAAUGUUAAGCAACUCUAAAGCUAUGAAGGAACUGACUGAAGAGCAGCAGAAUUUACAAAAAGAACUCGAGUGUUUGCAAGCAGAGCAUGCACAAAGAAUGGAAGAAUUUUAUUUUGAGCAGAGAGACUUGGAGAAGAAACUGGACCAAGUGAUGAAGCAAAAAUGUAGCUGUGACUCCAAUUUGGAAAAAGAUAAAGAAGCUGAAUAUGCAGCACAGCUGGCAGAGUUGAGGCAGAGGUUGGAUCAUGCAGAGGCAGAUAGACAAGAGCUCCAGGAUGAACUGAGACAGGAACGAGAGGCCCGGGAAAAGUUGGAGAUGAUGAUAAAGGAAUUGAAGCUACAGAUCCUGAAAUCUUCAAAAAAUGGGAAAGGAAAAUAGAAAUUGGAAGAGGAAGCAUGACUGUGUCCUUCAAACAGGGUGUUUUGGUUUUCAUGAUUGUGAACAAUUUUUGUGUGCUGAGAAAAAGUGUUCUCUAUGGAUUUCUAUCUCCCAGACAGGUCCAGAUCAAGAUAUACAUAGAUAUAAAUAAAUAGAGAUAGACAUUUUUAGAUUUUCUUAGCCAAUGAAAAUCUGCAUUGAUUUGUACUGGUGUUUUUUUCAAGCAAUGAAAAAAUACGAAACUCUUGAUUUAGAGUGACCAGUUUCUGUCUAUUUCUAAUGCAGUCUUAAGGACUCUACACCCUUUAACACUGUCUGUUAAAACAUAUGUGGGUAUCUUUAUUUUGCUAUCAAUUGCACAUCCAGUUAUAAAAGUACAUUUAAAAUAUCCUCAAUUCUUCAAAGUCUUAAAUAGUUUGGGUUUCAGUAUUCUUGAACUGAGGAAAGUAAAGGCAGCUUUUUGUCUGUAAGGCAGAGCUCAAAAUUGCCAGAACUGAUUGUUGAUUGAGUAUCAAAAGUGAUUUACCAGCAUGAGUUUUUCCCAUAAAUUCAUUAUGUGAAGUCAGCUGAUCUUUUCAGUAUUGUCUGUUUAACAACUCAUUAUCAAUCUAAGGAGUGUUAGAGCCAGCACUUUCUUGCUCUGCUGGAAAAGGAAAACAUUAGGGGUUGUUUUUUUUAUUUUGGUUUGGUUUUGUGAAUUAAAAAAUUUGCAAUUACAGUGGAAUCUUGGGAAGUUAAAAAUUUACAAGGUUUCUUCUGUUUUCUUCUAGUACAUAUGAAAGAAACAUUAAUAAAAGGCUUGAAGGUGGGGCUUUUCCUUUUAGAAACUGAGAAAGUUUGAUUUAACUGUUUUUCAGAUAUUGAUGCUUUCAACAAAAAUAAUAUUUAUUAAGGAAUAUAUAUUAAUUUCUUCAGUACCCUAAGCCUCUACACUUCAAGCUUCUUGCCAACUUGUGGAUUUUUCUUUCAAUACAUAGAACAGGCCUUAACUGACAUUGUGAUCAUAGCUUAAAAUAUAAAAUUCUGAGGUAUGGCACUUUGAAAAAUCAUUUUGAUAGUCUCUGUAUUUGAAUGACAUGGUGGGGUUACCAUGAAUUAAGAAAAUACAGCAUGUUUGUUAAGCUAUAACAUUGGGAAAUGUGUAAUUGUACAGAAUUACUGUUUUAUGUAUAUAUAUAAUGUCUGAGUACUUCUGAAGUUUGGUUCCUAGUGGGUUAAAUGCAUGGCUAAAGUUGGAUGAAGAAAAACUUUUUUGCACUUCUCUCCAAAAAAUUGGAUACAGCUGGCAGAUGUCAGCUGGUCAUGUCAGUGAUAGGAAUAUUUUAGUAAUUCUAGUGUUUCAUUACAUAAUUUUAACUUGUACUUUUAGUUUCUGGUUUUGAGGUACUUAAAUUUAAUAUUCUCAAUAACUCAGUUAUUUUUGGAUGAAACCACUAGUAAAAGCCUACAUUGAUUUUUUUCCCCCUCCUCAAUAAGUAAAACAGAAAAAUCUUUUUUGCUUCUCUGUUUGUGAUAUAACAA
Molecule: messenger RNA, 4510 nt
Organism: Lonchura striata (white-rumped munia)
Lineage: Eukaryota; Metazoa; Chordata; Aves; Passeriformes; Estrildidae
Gene: SKIL
Product: SKI like proto-oncogene
Biological process (GO): negative regulation of transforming growth factor beta receptor signaling pathway; negative regulation of BMP signaling pathway; negative regulation of transcription by RNA polymerase II
Cellular component (GO): cytoplasm; nucleus; transcription regulator complex
Molecular function (GO): DNA-binding transcription factor activity, RNA polymerase II-specific; SMAD binding; RNA polymerase II cis-regulatory region sequence-specific DNA binding
Source: RefSeq, a predicted model, not a curated record